UGAGCAGAGGACGGUGUCUUCUGGCAGCACGGGGAGCAGUGACAGCCAGCACCGACCGAUGGUUCAGGGACAGGAGGAGCUGCAGACACACCUUCAUGAUGCACUGGAGUUAGUGCCUCAUAAACCCCUGCCUUAUUUCACCACUACGAGGAGAAAUUACUGCUGACAGCGCUAAAUGCGCGUGUUUCAACCCGAGGUGAUCCAGCUGUGAACUGCUUUUUGUAAGCUGUGAUAGGAGAAGCCGCAGGGGCUCGUGCUGUGGUGGGGAGCCGUAGGAGUACGGCCCCACGCGUUACUAGGCUGUUAUUAGAUUGAAGUGGUGUGCUCUUUUGCAGGUGAAUAUGUGAAAUUCCAACCAGAAUCUUUCCUCUGAGCACGAGGCGGGUGUGCUGUGCCUGUUCCUUGUGUUUCUCCCCACAUCCCCAGGGAUGGUGCGCUGGCAGCGGGGCCGUGGAGCCGUCCCAUAACUGAGCUGUGCAGCGCUGGUGUGACGCAGGCUGUGAGUGCUGCUCGUGCCUCGUAACGACGAGGCUUCGUUAAGCUGUUUAUAGCUUUUUACAAGCAUUAGCUAUCUAAGUGGUGUGACAUCCCUGUGGGGUAGGCGUUUUUCGCUUUUCGUAAUAAAGUCAUUUGUGUCCACAGGAGAUGUGUUGGAAGUGAGGUGACUGGGGAUAUCCCUGCAUUAAGUCUGACCUCGUGCCAGGCUGCUCCAAAACUAUGUGAAAUUGUGGAGGCUUGGCUGUACCAACAUUGUCCUGUGCCCACGUUUGCAUCCAGUAGGAAUGGUGAUAUUGUAGGAGCAUCAUCCUCAGAAACGAUGAGCCUUUAGGACAGCUUCCUUCCAGGUGAAGGAUUUGGGCACACUCUGGAGCGUCACUGGUCUGUCCUUGGAUGCUGUCAUCUCUUUUGUGGCAGAAGUUCAAUAUUUUUAGUUCCACCUCUGGGUGCUGUGCUGGAGGUGGGAGCAGCAACCUGAGCAGGUUGGCUGGAGUUCUGCUGGAGUUCUUCUUGCAAAUGUGCUGUUCCUAAAGAAAAAGGAGGAUGGGGAGCUCAGGGAACGUGUGCCACGUGGGGUCCGUGUGAGCUGCACAGAGCUGUUAGCUGAGUUCUUAUCUUUAUGGCUCUUGGAGAGAGACUGGGGAAGUAUGAAUGGAGCGCGAGGCUUAUGGGCGUUUGGGAUGGGGAAAAGGUCGGCUGUCUGCAGCACUGAUUCCGGUUUUAUCUGGCAAAUUCUGGGGAGAACUGUGUAACCCUGAGAUCUGAGAGAUGCCAGCAAUCACCUCGAACGUAGGAUUUUUAAUUAGGAAGCACAAGGAGCGUGCAGCCUGACGCCCGCUCCGGUUUCACAUAGCUCAGGGCUUGCAUCACGGCAGAAGAGGCGUUGAACUUGAGGAAUUCUGAACAGACGAGGACAUUGUGGUCUCUAAACUGAGGAGUCACAGCUUAAAGAAAAUAUCGACACCGUUGUUGGUGGCAUGUGGCUCUGCCUGCGUGUGCCUCGUGGAUGUCUCCGUCUGAGCUGCCAGAGCUGCUGCUGACGCUGGAUUGAGGCCGAGGUGCUGAUCCAGGCGCUGCCGACCCCAGCUGCCAGGAGGAAUCCAUGAGCACACGACCUUGGAUAUGGACAUCGUCCUGUCGGAUUUUGUUCGCUCGACAGGGGCAGAGCCAGGACUGGCCAGAGACCUGCUCGAAGGUAAAAACUGGGAUCUGAGCGCAGCACUGAGUGACUUCGAGCAGCUACGGCAGGUGCAUGCGGGGAACUUGCCACACUCCUUUAACGAGGGACGCAGCUACAAGCCCCCGGAGAAGGAGGCAGCCCGGCCCGGGCGACCACCGCUGCAGCGGCAGGAUGACAUUGUGCAGGAAAAACGCCUGUCUCGAGGCAUUUCCCACGCCAGCUCCACCAUCGUCUCCCUGGCCCGCUCCCACGUCUCCAGCAACGGCAGCAGCGAGCACCUGCUGGAGAUGCCCAUCUCCACCUUCCAGCUGCCUGACCUCACGGUGUACACAGAGGAGUUCCGCAGCUUCAUCGAGCGAGACCUCAUUGAGCAGUCAAUGUUGGUGGCACUGGAGCAGGCCGGUCGUCUGAACUGGUGGGCGAACGUGGAUCCCAGCUGCCAGAGGCUGCUUCCCUUGGCCACCACGGGUGAUGGGAACUGCCUGCUCCACGCCGCAUCCCUGGGUAUGUGGGGUUUCCAUGAUAGAGAUCUCGUGCUUCGCAAAUCCCUUUAUACCCUAAUGGAUAAAGGUGUGGAAAGGGAAGCCCUGAAGCGGCGGUGGCGUUGGCAGCAGACGCAACAGAACAAGGAGUCCGGUCUCGUUUACACCGAGGAGGAGUGGCAGAAGGAGUGGAACGAGCUGAUCAAGUUGGCCUCGAGCGAACCUCGCGUGCACUACGGCACCAACGGAGGCGGCUGCGGAGGUGUUGAAAGCUCUGAAGAACCCGUGUAUGAGAGCCUGGAGGAGUUCCACGUCUUUGUCCUUGCCCAUGUGUUGAAGAGACCCAUAGUGGUGGUGGCAGACACGAUGCUGCGAGACUCAGGGGGAGAAGCCUUCGCCCCUAUUCCCUUUGGAGGUAUCUACCUUCCCCUGGAAGUUCCAGCCAACAAAUGCCACCGUUCUCCGUUGGUACUGGCAUAUGACCAGGCCCAUUUCUCUGCCCUGGUAUCCAUGGAGCAGAAAGAGCCCACAAAAGAUCAAGCUGUGAUCCCCCUGACAGACUCUGAGCAUAAGCUGCUCCCCGUGCACUUUGCAGUGGAUCCUGGGAAGGACUGGCAGUGGGGGAAGGAUGACAGUGACAACGUCAAACUGGCCAGUGUGACACUCUCAUUGGAAGCAAAGUUGCACUUGCUGCACAGCUACAUGAAUGUUAAAUGGAUCACGUUGCCUUGUGACAUGCAGGCGCCUUUGGCCCAGCCAGAAUCCCCCACAGCCUCAGCAGGGGAUGAUGCCCGUUCGGCUGCGGAGUCGGGAGAGUCAGACAAGGAGUCAGUCUGCAGCAGCUCAGCAAGCAACGGGGGAAGCAGGGGCUGCAAGGACAAAGAGAAACCAAAGAAAGACCGAGAAAAGGACAAGGAAAAGGAUAAGAAACGGGCCGACUCGGUUGCCAAUAAGCUGGGCAGCUUUGGCAAGACUUUGGGAAGUAAGCUAAAAAAGAACAUGGGUGGGUUGAUGCACAGCAAAACUAUAAAGGGAGGUGUGAGCAACGGGCAGGGGGACACCCUGGAGAAGAAGAAGAAGGGAUCCUUGAAGACGAGGAAGGGCAGCAAAGAGGAAUCCUCCCAGGGAGACCUUUCGGCUCCUGGGGAGAAGAGCUGCGCGGGUAAAGCAGCCUCCGAGAAGCCCCCGGACCCCUACAAGUACAGCAACGACGUGCGGCUGAGCCUCAGCAUCCUGCGCGCUGCCAUGCAGGGGGAGCGCAAGUUCAUCUUCGCCGGCCACCUGAAGACCGGCCACCGGCACCAGUACCAGGAGGAGAUGAUCCAGCAGUACCUCCUGGAUGCCGAGGAGCGCUUCCUGGCCGAGCAGAAGCAAAAGGAGGCGGAGAAGAAGGUGCUGGGGAGCGCUGCCCCUGCCAAGAAGCUGGAGGUGGAGGUGAGGGGCGAGGAAGCGCUGCACGGCCCCGCGUACCCCCAGCCCCCUCCGGCCUACACCAUCCACGCCCCGGAUUUGGCCAUCGGGGCUAAAAUGGCCGCGUUUCCCUCCAGCUACUCGGGCGUCUUCACCUUCCCCAGGCCCUCCGUGGUCAGCGGCAGCGUGGAAGGGCCGCACCCCCCCGGCUGCCACGAGGGCCGGCGGCAGGUGGCGGGGGGAUCCUGCGGCAGCCUCCCCCCCUACGCCACCCUGCCCCGGCACUGCGCCCAGGCACGGCCGCAGCCUUCCCACGUGGGGAGGUUCUCCCCCACGGACAUGGACGUUCACCCCAGCUUCCCCACGGAGUGCGAGGCCCCAGCCUGCAUUCCCCCCCAGCACAGCAAUGGUUACCGGGAGUACCUGGAGCAGGACGGCCCGCAGAAGGGAGCGCCCGCAGACAAAACGAGAGGCAGGGUUCUUUAUAGCGUUCAGCAGACCAAAUGCAAGCAGCCAAACUGCAGCUUUUACGGGCACCCAGAAACUGGGAAUUUCUGCUCCUGCUGUUACAAAGAGGAGCUGAAACGCAAAGAGCGCGAGGCGCUGGUGCACAGGUUCUGAGCGCUGCCCAGGCGCUGCCGGCCGGACCUGCGGCACGUGGGGAAUGCAAUAAUGGUGCGGUUCAUCCCCGCGCUCCUCUCGCUGGCUGGAAGGAGGGAGUGGGCUGACAGAGGCGUUCAGCUCUGCGCUGCUGAGGAGAUCUGGGCGAGGAGGAGGAGCGGUCCCUCCCUGCAGAGACUCGGGCAGAGGGCUCCUCCCGGCCGGGGCUGAUGGGAUCAGCGCAGGGCACGCUCAGGUGGGAGCUCCGGCUGGAGGGGGGUUCCCGGCGAUCCGUAACCCAGACCAAAGCUUUCGGCUGGACCCCGCCGCCGCCUCACUCCAUAGCGCUUCGCAGAACGGAGCAGAAUGCCCCAGCCAUCUCAGUAAGAAAGUCACAGACCUUUCAAUGGAGAUAUAUAUUUUUUUUUAAAAAAAAAACACUUUAUUUUUUUUUUCCUGGUACUGAGAGAAAUGUAGUUGGAAUGGGAUGUUAUUAUUCUGUUUCGAUUGAACUGAGCCCGUCGGAUGUCUCAGUGCCUCGCAGCACCAGGCGGGGCUCUGCCCUCCCCCCCACCACGGGCUCGGCUCUGCUUUUUAAAUAUUGUUUUUUUAAACUCUUCAGGGGGUGGGAGGGGAACUGAGGGUGGUCUCGGAGCUGAGUGGUGUUGAGUUUUCCUGCAGCAGCGCUGUGCAGAGCCGUUCUGCUGGCGGUACAGAGACGGACAGAGGCCAGGUCGGUGCCCCCACCAGCAAUACCUCCAGCGUGGAGCAGGAGAGAGGACAGAGCACCCGCAGCACGGGAGGUAACGCCGCGCCGCGCUGCCCGUAGCUUCCAGCCCUACGUGGAUACACGCGAUAACUUUCUACUUGAGCAAGCUACUUCCAUACUACCUCUGUUCUGCUGAAUAGAAUUAACUCGGCUCCAUUUUGCUGAGCCACGUAACUGACCUUUAGGCUGAGUAAUAUUAAAGAUAUUUUUGAUAAUAGGGCUAAAGAGUGACACGUAAGGAAAGCGAACCCGUAACUGCGUAACUCUCACACGCGAUGUGGUCCACGGCGUUCCCCGCUCCCGGCCCCGCAGCGGUCGGAGCAGUCCCUGACGUUCACGUCUCGCAGCGGGGGGUGUGAUUUAGCACUGCGAUGUUUGCACAGAUUUUUUUUGUAACUAGAGAUCCCAAACCGGGCUCGAUCCUCGGCCCGGUCCUGUAUAGAGCAAGGUUCAGCGUUUUACCACGUGGAAAUAAAAGAUGAGUUCUACCGAUAACUCAAAGCUUUACAACAUUCCCUCGUUAUUGUUUUUCAGAAGGCAUCCAACUAUGCAAUCCCUCCCCGUGCUGCUGCCCUUCACGGGGAGAACCGGGCAGAGAGCGUGCAAGUGUACUUACCCGGAGCAUCGCCCGGAGCCUUACUCACAGAUCCGCUAAGGCUUGGUUCUAGCAGCAGGUUCUACCCAUUUAAUGUCUGAAAUCCCACAGAACUUGGGACCUUUCCCCCCGGAGGCGGCCGGCAGCGCGGUGCUGGGGUGCUGCAGGGCACGCUCCGGGCUCAGCUGGAGCUCGGCUGGUUGUAAAUAGCAGAGUUCUUUCACCAGUUUCUCUAACUGAAGUUCUUUUUGGUUUUCCUAACCACCACUAAUCUGAGUGGAGGUCAGCCGUGCGCUGUGACUGACGUGAAGUAAGGUCAGUGCCAGCAGGGUCUCGUUAGGGACUCGGUGCCCACCCCUAUGGGGACGGCACGCGGUCAGGGCCGGGGGCUGCGUGGGCUCUCAUUGCAGUGGGAUGCUCCGUGCCCCAACCACGGUCGGUGCAGGGGAGGAGGGAAGGCAGAGCCCACUGCUUCCCAUCCCCGUGGCCCCGGUUUGGGGGAAACCUCUCCAUUUUGGAGCCCGUGGCGGCGGGCUGGGCACACCGGGCACUGGGUUUGGCAGCACUCCUGGGGUUUGGAGAUAGCGAAGCGCUGUGAGGGAACAAGGGUGGGAGAACGGUGCUUUGAUGGAUGCGUGCAACCAUGCUGGCUUAAGGGGAAAAAAAAACACGGGUGUGGGAAGUGCCGGUGCCCGCGGGGUCCUCUGAACUGAAAUCCAUGUCCUGCCCCUCGUGGAGCUGCUGCUGCUGCUCCUCCUGAGGGUUUGGGGGAGAAAAGGGCUUUGGGCAGAGCGCUGUGCCCCCCGGUGUUCCUGGGGGAGAGGAGAAAGGGGUCUGAGGGCCGUGACCCCACGGCUGGGGCUUGGGGUCCCCGCUCAUCAGUUUCCCCUUUUGGGGUUUUUGCAGAUGCAGCGCUCCCCGUGUGCACGGUGCAGGAUCUGCCCCCGCGGCGUGCGCCUGCUCUGCCCUUCUCACUGCGGUUUGUGGGGUUUAUAGCUUUUUUUAAAAACAACAUAGGGGAGGAAAAAAAAAAAAAAGAAAAAACAGAAUAACUUCAGGCAAAAUUAGGUUUCCAAUGAAGUGAUUUAAAGGGUUUUUUUUCUAUGAAGCGCGGACCUUGAGCAUCUCCUGCCCCCACAGCUCCGCUCGAGGGCGGCAGCCGCGUUUCUUCGGGAUUUUUUCAGAUCAUUUUUGUUUCCUUUAUGGUGAAACAACAAUUUUUUUUAAAGGGAUCCUUCGAUACAAAUUCUAUUUAUUGCAAAGGUCUUCACCAUCUGCUGGUUCCUUCCCAGAGCCACACUACGGCCCGGGGCAGCUCCGGGGUCGGGCACCCAUCGUUAUGGAUGGGGCUGGAGGGAGAGCAGUCCUUCUCCAACGCACUUCUCCUGCGGGAAAGCACCGAGCUGCUUCCCGAGAUGGGGACGGGGCGGCUGCGGCGCUGCCGAGGGCUUCAAGUGCACUUAAUGGUGUGGUUGGAGGAGCGCUGGGUGCCCCCGUGCCAUGCUCGUCCCACCCCCAGGCUGAGCCCCGGUUUGGCCCCGCGCAUCUGUCGCUGGGUGGGAUGCUGUGGCAUGAGAGGUGACCUGAAUGAAUUCUGCAAUUCUGGACAAAAUGCUUUUCUUGUUUAAUUUUUAAUGGAAGUAUGGGGUUGGUGACCUUCCCCCCCCCCCCCCCCGCUGUACCAGCACCGGCUGGCGCGUUGUAUCGGGCUGUACUCACUCCUUGCUGCUUCCAUCACCUCACUGACAAUAAACACCGUUCCUAA
Numida meleagris (helmeted guineafowl) is the source of this 7299-nucleotide messenger RNA. It is a transcript of the gene OTUD7B, whose product is annotated as OTU deubiquitinase 7B. Gene Ontology annotation, biological process: protein deubiquitination involved in ubiquitin-dependent protein catabolic process; protein K63-linked deubiquitination; protein K11-linked deubiquitination. Gene Ontology annotation, cellular component: nucleus; cytoplasm. Lineage: Eukaryota; Metazoa; Chordata; Aves; Galliformes; Numididae. Bases 1621 to 4191 code for a protein of 856 amino acids. Gene Ontology annotation, molecular function: zinc ion binding; K63-linked polyubiquitin modification-dependent protein binding; DNA binding. The record is from RefSeq and is a predicted model, not a curated record. The transcript has 12 exons.